CGUAAACAAUCACAACACAGCUCUUCAUAAACAACCUUCUUUCGCAUAUCCUUAUAAACUUGCCCCUAAAGUUAUUAAAGUUUCAAGAUAAUGAAGUUUUCUACUUUUUUGGUGUCAUGAUGACACAGUUCUGCAAGAACUAAAGCACAAAUAGCUGUCAUUUGAUAGCUGCUAGGCAGCAAGUUACUUCAUAAAAAGUAAUCCUAAAGUCGUCUUGGCGUACGUUGCUAUGACAACACAAUGUGUUUAUGAAUCACAAUCCCAUAAUCACGAUCAGAAGCAAAACAACACAGAAACAGUGGUGAAGCUCAAAACAGCGACAGUUGUUCCAAAAGCAAGCAUUUGUGAGGAAUAUUUCGGUGAUAGAGAUCGUGGUGACCACUAGGAAGCACUGAAGAACGAGUCACCCACAUGACAACAACACCAGGAGCACACGGAAAUGGAGAAAAUAAGUCGAAAACGUCGAAUAGGAUAGUCGAAGGGCCUCUCACUUGAAGAAAAGCUCCUGGAAGAUUUUGUGGACCCGUCUCCAAACUAAAGAUGUCUAAAGACAGUGCGUAUUUGUGCGAUAGCUCAGUGAGCUUGCGCAGUUUAACAAGUGAUGCACCUUUAUACUCAAGACAAGAAGUGUCGUACCCCUACAGCACGUCUUACCUGAACUACUCCGGUCCGGACGAGAGGGAGAUAUGUGAUCUUGUGGUGGAUUCUGGGUUAACCCUGCCCAACAGAUGGUGGCAGAUCUGCAGGGCAUACCUGGACUGCAAGGCGGCAGCAGUGCACAUUAUGGGUAAGCCAAUGCAACAUCUUGUCUUAGACCGGGUUCUGACGUUGUUGGGGAAAUUCGCCUACGACCACAUCUUUAAGAAAAAGAAGAUCCGGCAAGCAGAAGUCAGGAAGAAGUUCAAAGCCUACACAAAAGUCGCCUUUUCGGAGUACACCUUGGGUCUCCUGGACAUGCCCUCAUCACGUGACGAUCACGUGGUCUUCAGGAAUAAAAUCGUGGAAAACUUCCUUGCUGCCUUGUGGCUUUGUCAUCGGUUUCCACAAAAGAUGGUCUCCAAGUAUCACAUACCAGAUGAGGUAAAGAAAUGUCUAAAGAAAUUGCCGCACACAGAAGACGUCUGUAUACUGUUGGCCGGUCUUCUUGGGGCGAUGCACCCGGAAAAAUGCAAGGUAUUCAUGCAUAAGCUUGUGAAAAGAGCGCGUGAGAUGAAGAUAGACCACAAAGAGGCCCACAUCACCAUGAUUCUAGUCAGAUGUUGUUUCGAAGCAGACCAAAUGGUGGAAGUGGACCUGACCGAGGCUGCCAUCCUUGCUGGCACCACAAUGCCCUUCCUGCGACACGGGCUACACUCGAUAGGGGUCGCUGUUCAGACGCACCGUUUUCUCCACAAGUUGGACUUGAGUGGACUUGGCCUGAACGACCUGAGCCUUGAGUUCUUGUUGCGGCCCAUAGAGAGCCCCGUCGUGCUGAACUCGCUUGUCCUAGCUGUCAAUCAAAUCUCGGGGGCGGGGUUUGCCAGGCUGUGUGGAACUUUGGGGAUGAUGCCGAACUUGACCGAGCUGAACAUGAGCACCAAUGGCAUUGGUAAGGGAGGACUCUCUGCUAUCGGGCCUCAUUUGGACCGUCUGCAGUUGAAAACCUUGAAACUGGCCAACAACUUCAUACUGAACGAUGACGUGCUGGCGUUGUCCCGGAAGCUGCCCUGCUGUAAAACCUUACAGGUGUUAGACCUGUCCGGAAACUGGCUAACGGACAUCGGGGUCGGACACCUCGGAGAGGCGUUGGUACAUAACCACCAGUUGGCCACGUUAAACGUGGAGUCUAACGGCGUGACGGAGCCGAAGCUGAGGGAACUGGCGGAGAAUCUAGGCAUGACCCGGCCCAUAGACAAACCGGGCCUCUUGGAGAGAUCCGUGCCUCAACUCACCUCGGACACGGCACCGCCGGAACGGGAACACAGAAGACAUCACCGAGGAAGACUGUCCAUUUUCUCAAUACCGAUGAAAUACAGACCGGACUGGACGAAGAGAUUCAGUAGCUCUGACGUCACGUCUUUAGAAUCGACAUCCCAAACGUCUGUGCCGAUCUCUACUCAAAGUGCCUUGAGGAUCACUCUGGAGCCGAGCAUACCCGAACUUGUGCCGACAACGGCCGAAGUGGCGAGGGGUCCUCGGGAGAUUCGAAUUCAGAGAGAGAAUGCGAGACCAGUUGAUGACGCUCACGUGACGAGUCGUGCGCAAGCGUAUACCAUGCCUGCGCCUUUCAAGUUCUCGGUCACUCAUUUUGACCAAGAUAAAGUAAACCUGUGAAAGUCGUUAACAAAGAUGAUACGAAGAAAAGAAGAGGAACUUGCAAUUGUCGAACUUUUCCUGCACAUUUUUUUUAAUUGUGCAAAUGUCAGAAUUAUAGCAAUUUGACUAUUCCAAGGAGACAAUAUGCAAUUGCAUAAUGAUAGAUUGUACAAAUAAUUCUUAAGACAUCGGAAAUUCUGUCAUUGCUAUCAGGCAUUCGACAAUCAUCUGACAUUGUACUUUUUGCUGAAUUUGAUUGAUAUACUUUUCUACUUUGGUUCACUUCUUUAUAUAUAUUUUUCCUGUGGUGAACGAGUGGACAGUGCUUGUGCCUAGACACCGCCCGAUUCAAAAUAAAAUAUGUAACGUUAUGUACAUGUGCCUUAAAGCCUGUGCCGAAAUGUUGACCGUGUUUUCACUCUUCAGUGACAGUAAACAACCAAUUGAAACUUC
This is a messenger RNA of Branchiostoma floridae (Florida lancelet), 2748 nucleotides long. RefSeq lists its product as uncharacterized. The transcript has 6 exons. The record is from RefSeq and is a predicted model, not a curated record. NCBI's taxonomy places the organism in Eukaryota, Metazoa, Chordata, Leptocardii, Amphioxiformes, Branchiostomatidae. The coding region runs from base 541 to 2313 and encodes 590 amino acids. Gene Ontology annotation, molecular function: protein binding.